Molecule: messenger RNA, 7249 nt
Organism: Oryzias melastigma (Indian medaka)
Lineage: Eukaryota; Metazoa; Chordata; Actinopteri; Beloniformes; Adrianichthyidae
Gene: lrrc75a
Product: leucine rich repeat containing 75A
Exons: 5
Coding region: 1289-2617 (442 amino acids)
Source: RefSeq, a predicted model, not a curated record
UUGGUGAAUUAAUAAGAAUUAAACAUCUCAAUAAUAAAUUGUUGCAUUACACACGCCCACCAGCAGAUGGCAGUGUAGUUUAUGACUACUGGACAAAACUUAAACUUUGUGCAGAAACCGGUUAAUAAUGUAUUUAUUAUAUCUACGUGUGCUAGACAUAUAUUUCUUUUGUAUGAAUUUUUAAAACGGUCUAUUUUUAUAUAAUUUAAAAUGAAAUACUGAUUUACUUAGGAUAUAAAGAAUGCCUUUGUUUAUCGUAAAAUUAAUCUACAAUUUCUAAGGAUGUAUUUGAGUUAUUUUUGCUUUUUUAAUAUAUUUUUUUAUAUUUUAGGUUGAAAUAUAUGCCGAUGUUGCUGUAAAACAGUGUUGGAUUCAAAGCAGGAUUAAUUUCCCCGCCAGAAUAAAUAGCAUUAACGCUGAGGUGGUGGCUCUCUGAAGUGGAAUGUUUUCCUCUGGACUUUGUGACACACCAGGUGAAGCGAAUGUACCGCCAGCUCGAGGAGCGCGUGCUCUUCUCCUCCCAUCAUCAAGGGCGCACGCGCGCGCCCUCUCCGGCAUUUCUACAGAAUCCAGUUCCAGCGAAGCCCCGCCACGGUUGGCCCUCCUGCCGGAGCUUGUCCUGCUCCUCCGCGGGCGGAAGGCGGUGAUGCUCCUCCGCUGAUGAACUGAAGGGAUCCGGAUUCAACCUUGGAGGAGGGCGUCUGCGGCGUGACUCCGCGCGGCGGGAGGGAUAGGGCAGAGCGGAGGCGCACAGUGAUGAGGGGGGUAAACAUUGCCAUGCCCUGCCUCAUGCGGAGCUCCAUCGACUCCCUGCGCGCGUUCCUCUAGCCCGGGACGAGGGGCUUUAUGUCCGAGGAGUACCGGGCGCCUUGCUGUUGAAGUUGUUUUUUUGGGGAGGGGUCCGGGCGAAGUUGCGUUCGGGAUGGCUGCAGCGGGCCGCGGUUCCCGCUGAAGCCUACUACUUCAUGCAUCCUUCAUCCUGACUUUGCUGGAGCGCGGCAAUGCUGCAGGCGGAAUCCCGCGACUUAUUCCCAACCUGAGAUCCACCUUCCGGGAUUUCAUGCUGCCCAGAUUAUCUGAUAUUGAGGAGAAGUUGGACUUUUAGAUGAAGAGCAUAUGGGACUCCCAUGGCUCUUGUAGCUCCAAACUGAUCAGACACUCACAGGAUGUGAUCUGCUGUUGAUGUUUGAUGAUCAAAGUAUCUGCAGGCAAAGAUCAAAGCCGCCUCUGCAUGACUGCUGGGUGGGACCCGCAUCCUGAUCUCCAGAGUUCACGCUGAUCCAUCACCAUGGGAGCCAAGCAGACCAAAGGCCAGGAGUCUGGAGGAGCCAGUCCUCAGCACAGCUGGAGGAGGACACCCACCAAGGAGCGUGGAGACAUGCUGGCCUCCCUCAUGCUGAGGUCAGGAGACCGGCUGACCCGCGGGGGGUCACCACCACCUCCUUAUCAGCGCCGGAUUGGAAUGAUCCAGGAGAUGAUGCUCAUGGCCAAGCAGGGCAAACAGGACGAGGCUACAGAGAUGCUGAAGAUGCUGCGACAGGACUUGGGGAUGGAAUCGACUUCACUAGAUGAUGUGUUGUAUCGCUACGCCAGCUUCAGAAACCUGGUUGAUCCCAUCACCCAUGACCUGAUCAUCAGCCUGGCGAGAUACGUCCACUGCCCUAAGACAGAGGGAGACUCUCUGGGAGCGAUGGAGAAGGUCUGCCGUCAGCUGACCUACCACCUCAGCCCACACUCUCAGUGGAGGAGGCACGGUCUGCUGAAGCGGAAGCCGCAGGCCUGCCUGAAGGCGGUUCUGUCGGCUCCACUGGCCAGCGGCGCCCUGGAUCUGUCCGGCAUCCCUCUGACGGCCCGAGACAUGGAGCGCCUAUGCGCUCAUCUGCAGCGGCAUGCGGCCACUGUGGUCAGCUUGGAGCUGGGCUUCACUGAGCUGACCGACGAGGCCUUCCUUCUGCUGCUCCCCACUCUGGCCGCUCUGCCUCACUUGGAAACUCUGACGCUGAACGGAAACCGCUUGACCAGAGCCGUUCUGAAGGACCUGACGGAUGCUCUGAAGGAUCCAAACAGCUUCCCGAGUGUGACGUGGAUCGACCUUGGCAACAACGUGGACAUCUUCUCCCUGCCGCAGCCCUUCCUCGUCAGCCUGAGGAAGCGCUGUCCCAAACAGGGAAACCUGCCCACUAUCCUUGAGUUUGGAGAGAGCCAAGCUAGCGACCCCCCAGAGAGGCAGAGGGCCUUCGGCGAGGAGGAGGAGACGGACGACACUAACCGGACCGAGAGCAUGGGGGAGCUGCGGUCGGAGGUGGAGGAGGAGCUGGAUGGAGAGACAGAAAUAGAGGAGAUGAUGGAGGAGCUGCUGGACUUCGACAGAGAGAUUCAGGGAAAGGAUGAAGACGAGGAGAGCAUGUGGACGCUGGGGGAGCAGGGGAGAGUGGGAGAGAGGAGGAGGAGGAGACAAAGAGAGGAAGAGGACCAGAUGGCAACCCAAAGACGGCGACCGGCGAGGAAGGCGGUGAUGGCAGAGGACGAGGAUGACACGCAGAGCCGCUCCUCACGGCUGUCCUGCUCCAGCCAAUCGCAGCACGACUUGACUGACCAAUCAGAUCAUUUGACAUGAGAACUGCUUCCUGUUGCGUCUGCGCUUCCCUUCCCGUGUCCUGUCCAGCGUGGAGGAAGGUGAAACGAGACGGGGAGAAGCUGCAUGGAAUCACUGUGAAUGUUCUACUUGAAAUUCUCUCCAGUGAUGCAGUUCGUGGCCCCCAGAGCCUUGAGAUGCUGAUUGAUGCUGAGCCCAGGUGUAGCAUGAGGGGCCGAACCUCCACAGAUCGUGCUUUACGUUGAUAACAGAAAAUGCAAAGAACAGACUCAUGAGGCUUUUAUGUGUGAAUUUGUCAAUCUUUAAUCAGGUCCUGUCUCCUUUUAACCCUGGAAAUACCUCCAUGUGCCUGCACCGUCUCUGGUUACUAGUUUAGGAUGAGUCCUGAGGAAAAAAAAACAAACAAGCAAAGCAAAAUGAAGAAACUAUUCAGGGCUCUUAAACAUUCUAAAAUGUGCAAAACAUCUCCUUCCUAUGCUGGGUGCCGAAAAAGGUGAAAGGACAGGCAAAAAUCCAAAGUGGAGAUAUUUCAGGAGCUCCUCGGUUGUCUCUGGACUGCUGAGGGUGGGACGUGUCAGCUGAAGCAUGAGUGGCCGACGAAAGGAGGGAAAGGAUGUUUCCCACAGCAGUAGAUGCUCUUCAUUUACCCCCCAAACCAAAUAUAAAAUAUUGAGUAGCCUUCUUCUCCCAGCCACGCUUCGCUUCGUCUUACCAAACAUUCAUCCGUGCGUCACAUGCUUACCGAGCUGAAUUUAUUUAUAGCGUGCCGCUGCAGUCUGCUGGGUGUCACCAGGUUGUGUUUUUAAUCCAGAUGUAAUCCAUCAUGCAGAGCUUUAAUAGAAAGAAUGUAUGUUCAGGUGUACAGCAUAGGCAUGUAUAUAUGUGUGGAGGAAGAACAUAUUUUUCUAUCAUUCGUCUUAAUUAUCUAGGUUAGAAGUCCAGAUGUUCAUCUGUUUUUUUCAUCUGAAAACAAAACAAGAUAACAAUAAUAAAAAAUGAAACAAUAGAAGCCGAUACACUGAUCUAGUCGCAACAAGAUGUGGAGCUUUUAUGUCAUAGAUUUAAUCCAAAUAGAAGCCAAACAGCUAAAAGAGACAUUUCAAAAUAAGAGGUUAUGUGAAUUGUAAUCUGAUUAGUCUGAAGCUACGGACACACCGUUCUUGAUGGUGUUCACAGUGGACAAGCAGGGAAGGGCUUCUUCUUCUGCUAUUUCUACUGUUAACGAAUGUGGAAAUGGUGCAUAUCUCGCAAAGCUCCAAGCUUUUUUAUCCCAAUUUACAGUAUGAAAGACUUGGGCCAAAUCCGAAUUCUUCUCCUAUCCCCACAUCCCCACUCCUACAUUCAGCCCUCCAAACGUAGAGUUAUGAAAAAAGUGUCUAUGUCUGAAUUCCUUCACUUCUCACUACAUAGUUCGUUCACCGUUUUGUAGUGCUGACUGAAUCUACAUUUCCAAAACUGAGAGCAUUAGUACUUUUCCAGAAGUCUUUGGGAAAAACCAGUGUGCAUUGAUGUUCACUACAUUAGCAAAUAUAGACCACAAUGCACUGCGUUGGAACAUUUUUGCAAAUUUAAAUGUAAUUUCUGCGUGUCUAAAUGUAAUUUUGGAAUGAACCAUCAACGUUUUUACCAUCAGAACACAGUGGAGUAAUAAAUAGAGAUCCUAAAAUGUUUGUAGAUUUUAUAGUACUACAAUAUAUAUAUAUAUAUACAUAUAUUUAUUUAAGCCAGGGAUUAGGGUGGGAAUUCGGCCUUUAAUGACAUCAUCAACAGUCGCCGGUUACCUAUGUUAGUGCGAAGCUGCUAGCACUCGGGAAAUACAUAAUAACAUCGGUUUUAUAAUGUUAAAAAGGACAUGUUAAAACAAAAAGUCAUUACCUCAAUUUAAAUGUAAACGUCUGUGCUUCAAAGCCCAAAUACAUGAAGAAAAGCGUGACGCGAAACACCCCCGCGGUGGAGGGCUCGACGCCUCUCUGCCACGAGGGUUAGCCCUUAAAAGAACUGUUUCAGGCAACCUUACCCCUCCAAACGCCCCUACACUUGACGGGGUCGGGAGAAACCGCCUUGGUGUCAUAUAAUUCUGUCAUGAUCAAAUUUCAAAUGGUUGGCACUUCCUUGAAUUGAAAGGGACGCCAUUACAUCACUACAAAAUCUGAGUCUGUGAUUGGUCAAAGUUAGAGCCAGUUCAACCUGUAACACAUUUUUUGUAUGUACAGCCUAAAACGGUUGUAGAAACUUGCAUAGCGACCCACAAAUGCGUGAGAUUUCAAUUCGGAAGUUGCGGAUCUACUUUUAAUUGGAAGUGGUUGUUUGAACAUGUGUUUCCCAGGAUGGUGUGAACGUAGCUUUAGAGAUGAAUGAGAAUGUAAUUGAUAGACUCCUCAGAACAGAAUGUUUUCAAUUUUUUUGGAUCUUUAGAUCCAUUCUGCUUGUGUUAUUACACAAACACAAGCCUGAUAGCAGCCAAUCAAAAAACACAAGGUGUACAAUGGGAGAAAACUUCCAUAUAUUGCAGUUUUGAUGCAGAAUUUGGUUUGUAAAAUUAGGAUUAGUGAUCACAGAUAUUUCCUCAAAGCCAUACGUAGUACUCUGAUCUGUUGUAAAAGUAUUCCCAGAGGUAUUUUAAUUAUGGUUAUCUAAAAACACCUGUCUCAUUUUCUAGGACAUAGUUUCUGCAGAGCAGCAGGAGCUCAUCAGAAAUUCACCUCUGAAUUGUGGCCGGGAUUGUUGGAAUUGAGCUCUUUGUUUGUCUGCAAGUGGAUACAUCAGAAGGGCCCAUACAAAAUUUUUUCUACAUCACAAAUAAGUUCUUUUACAAACUGCAUUUCUCUUCGGUUCCCGAUUCACUAUGAUUUGAAUGAAGAAAUACUCAGAAAUGCAAUUUAAAGCUUAAUUUUCUUUAUAUAUGUCCGCCAUCGUAAAAAAAAAAGCCACAAGAAAAUGUUAGGAACACCAAAAAACACAGUUUUCAUCGGAGUGGGUCUUUAAGAAAAAAGUUCAGUUUUGAAUCAGAAGUCCAGGUGAUUUUUUACUCCUGUCUUUUGCUGCAGGUGUUUGUACUCCUCUUAGACUUUUACCUGAUCAGGUGAACAGUGAAAAGCCACAAGACUCUCUCUGAGUCCUAACAAUUAGGACUGUCUACAUUCAAAUGCUUUAGAGCUUUGAUCAGAACUGGCACAACGUCAGCGUCAUAAGAGUCAUUAAUUGAAUAAAUGAUCACCAUUAUGCUUUCUGAAACAUUUAGGAAUAUUUAAUUUAUUCGUUUAGUUUUUUAGAAGUUCGUCAGGGCCACCAACCUAACCAAACAAAUGAAUCUUGAUGGUUGUAAACAUGUUCACAGCUGUGCUGAUGGAUUUAUUUGUCUAAGUCAGUCCUGCACUUUACAGUGUUUGUGUUUUUGUUCUUUUUUUUUUAAGAGUUUUCCUGUUUCAAGAACUGGUAUUUUUUCCUUUUUUUGUUUGUGUCUCACAAAAACUUUUUUUUAAUUUACAAAAAUGUUAUUUUUAUGGAAAAAUUGCAGAUAAUCAACAGUAUAUAUUAAACUAGAUUUACAGAAUAGUUUAACACUUCAGGUAAAGCCUUACAAGUCACUCAAAGUCCUUCAGUGUUGCAGCGUUUGUGCGACAGACCUUUUCUUCGCACAAAUGAGGAAGAGCGUCGCUGGUUUUGCACAUAGAUCUAAUAUCAGAGAUAAAAGAGCCUUUAAUCAUCUUUAAAAUUCAAUCCUACAAAGAUCAUUUUAUGAAGAACCCUUUAAACAGAAGCAGACUUCCUGGAUUGUUUCCAUCUAUUCAUCAAGCUGUCUGGUGAAAGUUGAGGUUCAUCCUGGACGGGUCAGCGUGUCAUCACAGGAAAACAACACUUCUCUAAAACUUUGUUCCUUUUGUCACAGCAUUGUCAUGUUAGUCUGGUGAAUGUCUGUGGAACAGUUAAUAAGUUAAUACAGUUCUCUCCAGGGUGAGUCCCAGUCUACUGCUGUCAGAAGAUCUUACAUUCUUAAUUGGAUCAAAUUAGAAACAUGAUCAUUUGAUUUUUUGAUUUUUCUGAAACAUUUUAUUUAAAACUUUCAUUGACAAAUGCAUCAUUUACUGCACCAAGAAAAAAUGUGGUCUAGCUCUCUCAUUUGUGUGGUUGCAGAAACUGUACUUGAAUCCAUGUUUCUCUCUUUCUAGUGUUGGCAAAACGACAAAUCCUUCUAGAUUAUGUAGUCAGAAUGGGAUUUACAGCACAGAAGGGCUUCUGGAUGCUUUAAAGGGAUGUUAAAAACCGCAGUCUUUCAGGAUCAGUGUCCUGUGAUUUCAGAAGUUCCUGCAGAUCAGGUGUGUGUUACCAAUCAGCCUCUGCAGGAGCAGAUGGAAGACACGGAGGCCGCCCUUAAAGACUGCAGUUUGAAAGCUGCUACAUGAAGUGGGGAAAAAACCAACAAUGUGAAGCAGAGAUGUGACCGUUGCCUUAGAUCUUCUCAUGCCCCACAGUUCAUCCAUCGUCUGCUGUAUACCUCUGUAAUAUUAUAUAUGCUAUAUUCCCUUUUGCCUCUUUCAAGUGGGUUGUUUCAAACAGAUAAUCUUGUUUUUUGUUCAAAUUGAAGAUGUAAAUAAUAUUUGCUAAUUUGCAAGGGAUCUAUUAAAUAAAUUCUAUGGUAAGAAACAAGAACAA